This is a messenger RNA of Dreissena polymorpha, 3386 nucleotides long. RefSeq lists its product as uncharacterized. Gene Ontology annotation, biological process: carbohydrate metabolic process. Gene Ontology annotation, molecular function: hydrolase activity, acting on carbon-nitrogen (but not peptide) bonds. Bases 210 to 2873 code for a protein of 887 amino acids. NCBI's taxonomy places the organism in Eukaryota, Metazoa, Mollusca, Bivalvia, Myida, Dreissenidae. The record is from RefSeq and is a predicted model, not a curated record. The transcript is spliced from 2 exons.
CGCCUUGACGUGAACACUCAUCCAUCCACAGCUUAACUAAUAUCUAUUCGUGAUCCGCAAAAACGUGCGUCAUUCCGCUGGGAUAAUUCAAACUAAAUUUAAACUAUAAAAUAACAUGGAGCAUUCUUUAUAAAAACCUUUGAAGGGGACAUGCAUUUAUUUUAAACACGCAUCAAGUUAUUAAGUAAAUUAAGAACUAUUCGGCAGAAAUGGAGAACUUUAUUGCAAUUUAUGCGGUGGUGUUUCUUGUUUGUGGAGGAUUUAAGUUUUCGUUUGGGCAGCCGUGCAAGCCUGAUUGUAACCCUCCAGAUUGCUCCUGUCCCCGAUUCAGUUAUCCAAUGGAUAGGCAAGAAAUUCCGCAGAUGGUUUACUUUGGGUUCGACGAUGCUGUGAAUGUCGUGAUGUCGUCUUUGUAUGACAAGAUCUUUACGGCCGACCGAAAAAACCCGAAUGGCUGCAAAAUUAAGAUGACGCUUUUUGUUUCGCACGAAUAUACGGAUUACAAGCGUGUAAAACAAUUUUAUGACCAAGGUCAUGAGAUUGCGGUUCAUAGUGUUACACACUCCGCUAUAGAUACAGAAGAGAUUUUGCGCGACGAGGCCGGUCGACAAAAAGAGAACAUUGUUCGCCUUGCCGGAGUUCCCGCUGAAAAGAUCACGGGGUGGCGGUCACCAUUUCUGAAACCAGCUGGGGAUGCACAACCCGUUGUGCUCAAAGAACUGGGAUAUGAGUAUGACAUAUCAUUCACUUAUUCGCGAACGCAAAGGGCCCUUCCUAAACCAUGGCCGUUUACGAUGCAAAACGGUUGGCCAUACCAAUGCGGUGUACCGCCAUGUCCUACGCGAGCUCAAGUCGAAAACUUCUGGGCGGUACCAGUGGUAAGCGUCAUGGACCACAAAGAUCAAUACCCUUGCUCCUACAUCGAUGGCUGCGUUGUAAGAGCAGGAAACGAAGACGAGGCGUACGAAUACCUGAUGGAGAAUUUUAUGGCCUACUACAACACAACACGAACUCCGUUUGGCUUGAACAUGCACGCGGCGUGGUUCUAUACGCGCUACAACUUGAAGGCGAUGAUGAGAUUCGUUGACGAAAUAGCCAAAUUGGAUGACGUCUAUGUGGUGACAGUGCAGCAGAUGCUAGAUUGGAUGCGCAACCCGACCCCGAUGUCCAACAUACACAGGCUGCAGUCGUGGCAGUGCCCAGAGGCUACAGGCCCUACUCGGCCCGCCAUGCAGCCAAUAGUCGUCGGUGAGCCGCAGACAAGUAAACCACGGUUUACUGAACCAGAAUCCAACCCACCACUGACCAGCCAUAUACAGUGGUCUCCCUUCAUACCCCUGGACUGGAAAACCGAUCGCAAGAUAGAACCGAUGACCCCGAUGCCUUUGGUGGUAGUCAAUAGCGGUACACGAGCAUCAGGAGGCAACAUAAAUAAUAGACAGAGUCCUAGUAUUGUGACAACAGAGAGAACAACAACGACGACGACUAAACCCACCACAGCAUCUCAAACAACAACUACUAUGCCAACAACAACAACGACAGCGCCCACAACAGCCAUGCCAACAACGACCACCACCACGGUAGCUACAACGACAACUAGAGCCACUACAACGACCACAAUGGCAACUACAACGACCAAUGCACCAUCUACUACGACUACUGCACCGACAACAACGACUAAUGCACCAACUACUACGACCACUAAGCCUACAACAACAUCUACCACGCCAACAACACAACGAACAACAGCUACAACUACGACUGUCACCGCCGUAAAUCCUAUUGAAGUGCACUUGCAAACAAUAAGUCAUCAAAGUCAAAGUUGGCACAUAGUAGAUAACUCAGAUCAUAUAACAGACAUUGUCAGACUUGGUAUCUCAGUGGAAAAUGCGAUGCCGUGGUGGAAAUCUAAUUUAGAUACUUCAAAAAUAGAUAAUCAGGGUACAAAGUGUUUACAAGACCUUAACUGCCAUCUACCUAACUGCUUCUGCCAGGGUAAUAGUAUUCCAAAUAAUUUGAAGCCCGCCGAUACGCCGCAAAUGGUCUACGUCACCAUUGAUGGAUCAGUAAACACUGCAUUGUUUCACAGGUACCGUGAUUUUAUGAUAGGGAAAAAGAAUCCUAAUGGAUGUCGAGUAAAGGGUACAAUAUUCGUGUCCAUGGAGGGUACGCGUUAUAAUCUUCUUCGGGAGCUUCAUUUGAUUGGCGCUGAGUUGGCCAUGAGGGGUAUUCAUCAACACCAUUUCGAAACCACCGAGCAUCUUGAAAAAGAACUUCAAGAGCAAAUUAAAGUAUUUGAAUUUCUUAAAUUAAACGCGUCAGGAUGGAAGACACCUGAGUUGAAAUCUUUAGGGAAUGAACAGUUCCGUUUGCUGACGAAGUACGGAAUUAAGUAUGAUUCAACACUCCAUGAAAACAUUCCAAGGGUUGGCACUCCAAAGCAUUGGCCGUACACGCUCGAUUACAGCUACAAAGGGGAUUGUCUAGUCCCAGAAUGUCCAACAGGAAAGUUUCCGGGACUGUGGGAAAUACCAUCGAUCGCAUUUAACGACUACCGUAAAAUGUUUCCGUGUACCUACAUAGAUGGGUGUAUGUUUAAUCCACCUACAUCCAAGAAUACGGAAGACUUUCUUUGGGACAACUUCCAGCACAACUAUAAGUCUAACAGGGCCCCGUUUGGAGUCCAUCUUCGUCAGGUUUGGUUCAGUCAUCCGGAAUACACCGAAAACUUAAAGGGCCUAAAUAAAUUCAUUGAAAAACUGGUAGAAUUGAAGGACGUGUAUUUGGUUAGCGCAAAGGACGUGAUUACGUGGAUGGAAAACCCGACAGCACUGAAAGAUAUAUCAAAAACUGUCCCAUGGGAUUGUGAAUGAAACGCAUAAACAUUGAAUGGCAUAAAGCUAAGCCGAUGUUGAGCAUCGGGCUCUCUAUGUGAGCGACUUUGGAUGGUCGUGAUACUUAAUUUAUUGUUUAAUGUUAUUCAUAAGAUGCAAUAAUUGACUUUAUAAAUAUUGAAAGCACAUGUUGAAAAGUGCCAGGUUUUUUCGUAUCAGCAUCAUUAAUAUCGUAUUAUUAAUUUGUUAAAAAAUGAUAACUACAUGUAUAUUACCAACUAUAUUACUAUUUUAAUGCGUUUCAACUGAUGAUUGAAUGGCAUUGUGUUUUAUGCUAUAUAUUUGGAUACAUAACGCAGGGUUUCCAAAUGACAAAAACAAGUCCUGAAACGACUCUAAAGAGGAUAUUAAUAGGUUUCAUGUGUAGACACUUCGAAAACAUAAACAUAGAUUUUAGAUUUUCAAUAUUUAAUAUUUAUUUCUAUAGUCACUUAUUUCAAUACGCAUAUAUACACACAUACAUAAUUGUUGAAUAUAUAUCAGACAACUGUU